CACGCGCACACAGUUUUCCACCCGUCGGUCUUCCAGGGAGAGGAAGUACCAUGCGUCCUAGUACGUCUUGAAAAGACAUUAAGAGGAGUAAUUACUUUCUAAAUAACUGUUCUGCCAGACAGAGUCAAGUUUUCUGCUGGAUAUAUCGGAAGACGACAGUUAGAAACAGUCGGAAACGGUUCAUUUACCGCAGGGAGGCGACUGACGAGCCUGAGCCCUGAGUCUCUGGAAGCUGCACUGCAGGAUCGGCGGUGAAACGCAGGAGACAGUCAGUGUCCCGUCGCCGGAAAAUGAGCACCCAGCUGGCCUGCUGCUGUGGCCCUGCUCCCUGCACCCUGUGCUGCGACUCGUGCCCCAAGAUCAAACAGUCCACAGGAACCCGUUUCAUGUACACUCUUUACUUCCUGCUGGUCACCGCUGUUUGCAUGGUCAUGAUGUCACCCACCAUGGAAAAAGUGAUGCGGGAAAAUAUACCCUACUUUUCUGAAAUGUGUUACAAAAUUGGUGCUGGUGAGAACUGCGAUGUUCUGGUGGGCUACUCAGCGGUCUACAAGGUCUGCUUUGGCAUGUCCUGCUUCUUCUUCAUCUUCGCAGUCUUCACCUUCCAGGUGCGCAAGAGCCGGGGCUGCCGGGCAGCCAUCCACAAUGGUUUCUGGUUCUGGAAAUUCCUGGCAUUAGUUGCUUGCUGUGCAACAGGAUUCUUUAUUCCAAAUGUAGAUAAAUUCCUUGAAGUGUGGCGCUAUGUGGGUGCAUCUGGAGGGUUUCUCUUCUUGCUCAUCCAGCUCAUGCUCCUGGUGGACUUUGCACACCGAUGGAACAACAACUGGACUGCUGGUGUUCAGAACAACAAGUUGUGGUACGCGGCACUGGCCCUCGUGACCCUGGUGCUCUUCUCUGUGGCCGUAGGGGCCCUGGUCUUCAUGGCCUUGUACUACACCCACCCCGAGGCCUGCUUCCUCAACAAGGUCUUCCUGGGGAUCAAUGGCAGCCUCUGCUUGCUCGUGUCACUGCUAGCCAUCUCGCCUGCCAUGCAAAGGUUGCAGUCCACCUCCGGCCUCCUACAGUCGGGGGUCAUCAGCGUGUACGUCAUGUACCUCACCUUUUCUGCCUUCUCCAGCAAGCCUAUAGAAACGGUUGAAGAAAAUGGAAAGAGCGUCCACGUCUGUGUCUUCCCCUUCAACUCUGGGUCCGAGAGUGACAACAAAAUAGUGUCAGGUGUUGGCACUGUCCUUCUGGUCGGCUGUGUGUUGUACUCCUGUUUGACCUCCACAACCAGGACAAGCUCUGUUGCUUUGGGUGUGAGCAGGGCCACAGCACUACAGAAUGAGAGGGCUCGCUGUUGUUUCUGCUUUGGUCAAGAUGGGGACUCUGAAGAGAAUGUGGAAGGCAUGAAUGACGAGAAGGCGGGAACCAUGUACAGCUACUGCUACUUUCACUUUGUAUUCUUUCUGGGGUCCAUGUAUGUCAUGAUGACUGUUACCAACUGGUUUCAUUACGACAGUGCCAAGAUUGAGAAAAUUCUGGAAGGGAGCUGGUCUGUGUUCUGGAUCAAGAUGGCAUCUUGCUGGGUGUGUCUGCUGCUCUACACAGGAACCAUUGUAGCUCCCAUACUUUGUCCUAGGAGAUUUGAAGCCUAAUACUCAUCUGCACUACAUUGGUGACUCUUUUUUUUUUUUUUUUUUUUAAAGAUUAAAAUUACCAUCAUUUGAUUUUCAUGUUUGUAUUCGGUAUCAUUAAUAUUUUAGAACUAUUUAGUCCAGCUUUACUGAGGUCUUUGGCCCUUAAUUUUUUU
Scleropages formosus (Asian bonytongue) is the source of this 1792-nucleotide messenger RNA. RefSeq names its product serine incorporator 5-like. The record is from RefSeq and is a predicted model, not a curated record. NCBI's taxonomy places the organism in Eukaryota, Metazoa, Chordata, Actinopteri, Osteoglossiformes, Osteoglossidae. Gene Ontology annotation, cellular component: membrane. Bases 291 to 1637 code for a protein of 448 amino acids. The transcript is spliced from 12 exons.